UUGCGUGCCGUUCCCUCCAUUUUUCUCUAUUUGUUAAUAAACAAAAACAAGUAAACUAAUUGCAUUUUUAUUUUUCUUCUUCCCAUCACUCUUGUUCACUUCUUCUACUUCCAUUUCUCUUUCACCUUCGCAUCUCCACCAUGGCAAUCCACUCUUCUUCCAAUCAAGAUGAUUCUAGCAAAAGGGCGAUGCCGUCCUAUUUCAAUUUACCGCCACUGGAUGUUUCUAAUGCAUUUCCACAAGCAACACCAGCAUCUGUAUUUCCUCCUUGUGCUUCAGAUUAUUUUCAAUUCGAUGACUUAUUGACACCAGAGGAGCAGGCAGUUAGGAAGAAAGUAAGAGAAUGUAUGGAAAAAGAAAUUGCACCAGUAAUGACUGAGUACUGGGAAAAGGCCAAGUUCCCAUUUCAGUGUAUACCAAAACUUGCUGCAUUGCGUCUCGCUGGUGGAACAAUCAAGGGCUAUGGUUGUCCUGGCCUUUCUAUUCUUGGUAGUGCUGUAGGUACUGCUGAAGUUGCAAGAGUUGAUGCAAGCUGUUCAACUUUUAUUUUGGUUCAUUCAUCCUUAGCAAUGCUUACUAUUGCAUUGUGUGGAUCAGAAGCCCAGAAGCAAAAGUAUCUACCUUCUUUGGCACAGUUUCAAACUAUAGGAUGCUGGGGUUUGACUGAGCCUGACUAUGGAAGUGAUGCCAGUGCUUUGAAGACUACAGCAACAAAGGUUGAAGGAGGUUGGAUCCUAGAUGGCCAAAAGCGGUGGAUAGGAAACAGUACAUUUGCUGAUAUAUUGGUUAUCUUUGCUAGGAAUACCUCUACAAAUCAGAUAAAUGGAUAUAUUGUAAAAAAGGAUGCACCUGGUUUAACCGUCACCAAAAUAGAAAAUAAAAUUGGACUCAGGAUUGUUCAAAAUGGAGACAUUGUUAUGAAGAAAGUUUUUAUCCCCGAUGAGGACAGAUUAACAGGGGUCAACUCUUUUCAAGACACAAACAAGGUACUUGCUGUCUCACGUGUAAUGGUUGCUUGGCAACCUAUUGGCAUAUCCAUGGGAAUCUAUGAUAUAUGUCAUAGGUAUCUAAAGGAGAGGAAACAGUUUGGAGCACCAUUAGCAGCUUUCCAGAUCAACCAACAGAAACUUGUUCAGAUGCUUAGCAAUGUUCAAGCCAUGUUUCUCGUUGGUUGGCGCCUUUGCAAAUUGUACGAGAGUGGUAAAAUGACUCCUGGACAUGCAAGCUUGGCCAAGUCAUGGAUCACCUUGAGAGCAAGAGAAACAGCCGCUCUGGGACGAGAAUUACUUGGUGGCAAUGGAAUAUUGGCUGAUUUUCUUGUCGCCAAGGCAUUCUGCGAUAUAGAACCUAUUUAUACGUAUGAAGGUACAUAUGACAUCAACACUUUGGUUACUGGCAGGGAAGUUACUGGUUUUGCUAGCUUUAAGCCUGUUAUUGCCCAAAAGAGAAGCCGAUUGUGAAAAUUAUAAAAGUUAUUCCUUGUUAAACUUUGUCAAUGGGUUUGUUCAAUGCUUUGUAUUUGACAAAACAAGGUUUCAAUAAUUAUGAAAAAUGUUCGUAUAA
Messenger RNA from Arachis duranensis, 1563 nucleotides. RefSeq names its product acyl-coenzyme A oxidase 4, peroxisomal. Gene Ontology annotation, molecular function: acyl-CoA dehydrogenase activity; flavin adenine dinucleotide binding. Gene Ontology annotation, biological process: fatty acid beta-oxidation. The record is from RefSeq and is a predicted model, not a curated record. The coding region runs from base 141 to 1460 and encodes 439 amino acids. The transcript has 12 exons. Lineage: Eukaryota; Viridiplantae; Streptophyta; Magnoliopsida; Fabales; Fabaceae. Gene Ontology annotation, cellular component: peroxisome.